GACGGGACAUCCUCCUGGUUACUCCCUGUCAUUCAUCGACAUGAUGGGACAUUCACUAACCGAGAAACUGUGGGAAAUCACAGCUCUGAUCCCAAACCCACUUUAUACAACCAGCUUUAUUGUGAACAAGGAAUCUACGGAGGCCGAGAGAGCUCCACGCUCUGCGAGUUCAGAAAACACGCGAACAGUGACAGAAACAACAAGCUGAGCACAAACACGUGUUAUAUACAGAACAGAGGGUAAAUACUUGUAUAUUUUCUGUAACUUUACCUUCGUACUUCAUAGUCUAACACUAUAAAUGUAUCUGCAGGUCAUAUUUUAAAGGUCCAGUGUGAAGGAUUUAGUUCUAUUGGCACCAAUGGAAUAAAACUUUCAUAAUUCUGUUUCCCCCCCUAACCCUAACCCAUCAUUGUGUAAACACCUGAGACUUUUAGUUUAGAAUGAGAUCUUUAAAUCUAAAUUAGCAGCAGGGUUCUCCCCCAGUGACCCAGUGACCCUCUGUCUGUGCUUCUAUAACCUGGAGGAGGUUUUCCCUGAAACUCACGCUACACAAUGAACCUUUCACACAUUGAAUCUAAAAAUACAUCAAUCAUUUGAAAUUGUGAAGUACAAUGUAAACUCUCCUAAUGACCUUCAAACCACUCAGUGAUAUCUAUGGUCCUGAAGUUAUUUCUAUAUUAAUCAUUUACUCUGAUUAAUGUUCACCUGGUUUCAGUAACUGAACAGAGGUUUAUUAUGUGUCUUCUUUAGUCCUAAUAAAUGAAGAGCAGCAGUUUGAGACCAGGACUGAACUCCGAACGCUCUUAUUUACCAUUUGUUAUGGCGUCAGUAAACGCACCACUUCUGGAUGGUAACUGAGCAUUAAAUGCUAACAGGUUAGCUUGUUGUUUUCACCGGAAACGGAAAUGUCCCUUUUGUUUCAUGUUGGGGUUGUGAAUGAAACGAGCUAACAGCCGUUAGCCUGGAUCCCGUUAGCCUGGACACUGUUAGCCUGGAUCCUGUUAGCUUAGCCUGGAUCCCGUUAGCUUAGCCUGGACCCUGUUAGCUUAGCCUGGACCCCGUUAGCCUGGGUUGUCUUCAGCCCGACUGACGGCUCUCAUGUAGCCGCCUUCCACACACAAGCUGCCGGUAAAUGAAAUCAACGGUUGGACCUUUGGUACUUUAACAACCUUCUGUUCUGUUAAAUGAAAGUGUUCAGGUCCGACUCAGUCCACAGAGCUGCACGUUUAAAACAUGAAGAUGUUCUUUUGAACAGUGUUUCCACAAACGUCUCACCUGUGGCUUUAAGGCGACGUCAUCACAGCUGUCCAAUCAGCACCAGCGCCCAACAGCCCGUCGUCCCUCUGCUGUUUCAGAGGAUGAUCAAGUUUGUGCUGAUGGUGAACCGGCAGGGUCAGACCAGGCUGUCCCGGUACUACCAGCCCGUGGAGCUGAACCGGAGGGCGGCGCUGGAGGCCGACGUGGUGCGCUGCUGCCUGAGCCGCAGGAAGGAGCAGUGCUCGUUUGUGGAGUACAAAGACUUUAAGCUGGUUUACCGUCAGUACGCCGCUCUGUACAUCGUGGUCGCAGUCACAGACGCAGAGAACGAGCUCUCCGUCUUCGAGCUGGUCCAUAACUUUGUGGAGGUUCUGGAUAAAUACUUUAGUCGAGUGAGUGAACUGGACAUCAUGUUCAACCUGGACCGAGUCCACGUCAUCCUGGACGAGAUGAUCCAGAACGGACACAUCGUGGAGACCAACAGGAGCCGAAUCCUGGCGCCGCUCACCGCCCUCGACAAGAUGGCCGACAGCUGAGACUCCACACCACAGACUGAAUAAAGAUGAACGAUGCGUUUCCACCUCAGUCUGUGACUAAACCAAACCAAACUUUGACAAACAUUGGUCCAUGUCCCAUCUGCUAACAUGGAGGUGCAGUCUAUGACCUGUACUGCUGACAGCCACCAGGGGGCGAUCCAGAUGAUUUGGCUUCACUCUUUGGGAACAGCCAUGUCGUCCAUCUUCAUUUACAGUCUGUGUUCUAGUCGUUUCAUCUGUCAUGUCGAGAACUUUUCUUCAGCCCGACGUCAGGAGGCGGAGAUCACAGGACUCACCUAAUGUACACAGAUUGAACUGCAGGGAAUCGAACCUACGACGAUUCACUCUGAAUAAAAAAAUGUACUGAUCUUGAUCUUUUGCCAAUAAAUCAAACUCUGACCUGCUG
Molecule: messenger RNA, 2199 nt
Organism: Hippoglossus stenolepis (Pacific halibut)
Lineage: Eukaryota; Metazoa; Chordata; Actinopteri; Pleuronectiformes; Pleuronectidae
Gene: ap4s1
Product: adaptor related protein complex 4 subunit sigma 1
Exons: 7
Coding region: 1185-1793 (202 amino acids)
Biological process (GO): vesicle-mediated transport; protein transport
Cellular component (GO): intracellular membrane-bounded organelle
Source: RefSeq, a predicted model, not a curated record